AUGAUACGAAUAUGUGCCCGAGCGGCUUUUCGCUCGCCCAGUAUAGCUCCACUGCGAUGUUCGCUCGUGUACCGGGAGUUCAGCGGUACCCAAUGGCACAAGGAAGACCCGCGCAUCCAAGACUUCGGUCGUGAGAUCACGGAUGACUACGCUGUGAUGCGCGAAAGAUAUGAUGCUCCAAAAAAUACCAUUGUCCUCGCUCACGGGCUCCUCGGCUUUGACGAAUUACGCCUUGCAGGAAAGAUUAUACCUGGCAUUCAAUACUGGAGAGGCAUUACGGAUGCAUUAGCAGCGAAGGGUAUUGAAGUUAUUGUGGCUGCUGUUCCGCCUAGUGGAAGUAUCGAGGCGAGAUCCGCGAAGCUGGCCGAGAGCAUUGCGCAGAAGGCGAAGGGAAAACAGGUCAACAUAAUCGCAGGCCUUGACUCCCGAUACAUGAUCAGCCAGCUUCGACCGACCGACUUCAAGAUCCUCUCCUUGACUACCAUAGCCACUCCGCAUAGGGGCACUGCUUUCGCGGACUACAUGUUUGAGACGAUUGGCCCACGUCGAAUCAAGCGGAUCUAUAAGGUGAUGGAAUUCUUCGGUUUCGAAACCGGGGCUUUCUCACAGCUCACACAAGAGUACAUGAAGAACAACUUCAAUCCUAAGACACCAGAUAUAGCGGACGUCAAGUAUUACUCCUAUGGAGCGUCUCUUGAGCCGAAUAGUUGGUCCGUGUUUGCGGCUUCACAUGCGAUCAUUAAGCCAAAGGAAGGUGUCAAUGAUGGAUUGGUCAGUGUAUAUUCGAGUCAAUGGGGUGACUACAAAGGAACUCUGAUAGGCGUAAGCCAUCUUGACUUGAUCAACUGGACGAACCGCUUGAAGUGGUUCUUUUGGGAGCUCACAGGGAGCAAGCGAAACUUCAAUGCCAUUGCAUUCUAUCUCGACAUAUGCGAUAUGCUGGCGAAGGAAGACCUAUAG
Molecule: messenger RNA, 960 nt
Organism: Cucurbitaria berberidis CBS 394.84
Lineage: Eukaryota; Fungi; Ascomycota; Dothideomycetes; Pleosporales; Cucurbitariaceae
Product: alpha/beta-hydrolase
Exons: 8
Coding region: 1-960 (319 amino acids)
Molecular function (GO): triacylglycerol lipase activity
Source: RefSeq, a predicted model, not a curated record